Molecule: messenger RNA, 12766 nt
Organism: Dromiciops gliroides (monito del monte)
Lineage: Eukaryota; Metazoa; Chordata; Mammalia; Microbiotheria; Microbiotheriidae
Gene: UTRN
Product: utrophin
Exons: 76
Coding region: 1-10422 (3473 amino acids)
Biological process (GO): synaptic signaling
Cellular component (GO): plasma membrane
Molecular function (GO): protein binding; zinc ion binding
Source: RefSeq, a predicted model, not a curated record
AUGGAGAGCAAGAGAACAGACCAAAUGAAGGACAGAAUGAAUUCAGUGACAUCAUUAAGUCCAGAUCAGGUGAUGAGUGUACAGGCAGCUAUUGCAUUUCGAUGGAAAAAAUAUAAUUUUGCUUUGCUGAAUGAUUCUGCUACCCAGGCUUGUGAGCAUUCACUAGAUGAGCACAAUGAUGUUCAGAAGAAAACCUUUACCAAAUGGAUAAAUUCUCGAUUUUCAAAGAGUGGAAAACCACCAAUCAAGGAUAUGUUUACAGAUCUCAAGGAUGGAAGGAAGCUUUUGGAUCUUCUAGAGGGACUCACAGGAACUUCACUGCCUAAGGAACGUGGUUCCACAAGGGUACAUGCUUUAAAUAAUGUCAACAGAGUUCUACAGGUUUUACAUCAGAACAAUGUAGAGCUGGUAAACAUAGGAGGAACUGAUAUUGUGGAUGGUAAUCAUAAACUGACACUGGGCUUACUUUGGAGUAUCAUCUUGCACUGGCAGGUAAAAGAUGUCAUGAAAGAUAUCAUGUCAGACCUACAGCAGACAAACAGUGAGAAGAUUCUUCUGAGCUGGGUUCGACAGUCAACGAGGCCUUAUAGUCAGGUCAACGUUCUCAACUUCACUACAAGUUGGGCUGAUGGGCUGGCCUUUAAUGCUGUUCUCCAUCGACACAAACCUGAUCUUUUUAACUGGGUUAGAGUUACUAAAAUGUCCCCAAUUGAGAGACUGGAACAUGCUUUUAACAAAGCUCAAAAGCAUCUGGGAAUUGAAAAGCUGUUAGAUCCAGAAGAUGUUGCUGUUCAGCUUCCUGACAAGAAAUCCAUAAUUAUGUAUUUAACAUCUUUGUUUGAGGUGCUUCCUCAGCAAGUCACUAUGGAAGACAUUCGGGAAGUCGAAACUCUUCCGAGAAGAUAUAAGAAAGAAUGUGAAGAAGGAGAAUUUACUGUACAAACCGCUGCACCAGAAGAUGAAGAACAUGAAGGUUCUAGAGCUGAGACUCCUAGUACAGUCACAGAAAUGGAUAUGGAUCUGGAUAGUUACCAAGUCGCUUUGGAAGAAGUUCUGACGUGGCUGCUUUCAGCUGAAGACAAAUUUCAGGACCAAGAUGACAUUUCUGAUGAUGUCGAGGAGGUCAAAGAACAAUUUGCUACUCAUGAAGAAUUUAUGAUGGAGUUGACUGCCCAUCAGAGCAGUGUUGGAAAUGUCCUGCAGGCUGGAAACCAACUGAUAACGCAGGGCACUUUAUCAGAUGAAGAAGAAUUUGAGAUUCAGGAACAAAUGACACUACUGAACUCUCGGUGGGAAGCUCUCAGAGUGGAGAGCAUGGAUAGGCAGUCCCGGCUACAUGAUGUACUCAUGGAGUUGCAGAAGAAGCAGUUGGAGCAGCUCUCUGAUUGGCUGACUCUCACAGAAGAGCGCAUUCAGAAGAUGGAAACUAACCCCUUGGAUGAUGAUUUACAGUCCUUAAAGAAGCAAUUGGAAGAACAUAAAGAAUUGCAAAAUGAUCUUGAGACAGAACAGGUGAAAGUAAAUUCAUUAACUCACAUGGUUGUGAUUGUUGAUGAGAACAGUGGAGAAAGUGCUACAGCUGUCUUGGAAGAUCAACUGCAGAAACUUGGUGAGCGCUGGACAGCUGUUUGCCGUUGGACUGAGGAACGUUGGAACAGGUUGCAUGAGAUUAAUGUAUUAUGGCAGGAACUGUUAGAAGAACAGUGUCUGCUGAAAGCUUGGCUAACUGAGAAAGAAGAGGCUUUAAAUAAAGUGCAGACAAGCAACUUCAAAGACCAAAAGGAGCUGAGUGUCAGUAUUCGGCGACUGGCAAUUUUGAAGGAAGACAUGGAAAUGAAACGUCAGACCUUGGACCAACUAAGUGAGAUUGGUCAAGAUGUGAAUCAACUCCUUGACAACCCCAGAAUUUCUAAGAAGAUCAACAGUGAUUCAGAAGAACUGACUCAGAGGUGGGAUAGCUUGGUUCAGAGGCUAGAAGACUACUCCAACCAGGUGACUCAGGCAGUAGCAAAGCUAGGGAUGUCCCAGGUUCCUCAGAAGCUUCUUUUGGAAACUGUUGGCAUUAGAGAAAAAGUCACUGCCAAGAAAUCCAAACAAGAAUUACCUCCCCCUCCUCCACCAAAGAAGAGACAAGUACACGUGGAUCUUGAAGCUAAGAAAAAGUUUGAUGCUCUAAGCACUGAACUAUUCAACUGGAUUUCAAAAUCAAACAGUGCCAUUCACACCAUAGAUAUCAAAGAAUAUAAAAAGAUGAGAGACACCUUGGACAUGAAGAAGAAGCUGAAGGCCCUAGAAAAAGAGCAAACUGAAAGAAGUCCUAAAUUAAAUGAAUUAAACCACAGUGGACAAAAUCUUUUGGAGCAAAUGGGAAAAGAAAGACUUUCUGCAGAUGAUGUAAAAAAUGUCUUGGAGAAGGUCCUAUCAGAAUGGAAAGAUGUGGCAUGGAAUUUGGAAGAUGUUUCAAGAAAAAUUCAACUUCAAGAUGAUAUAAAUGCAUACUUUAAAGAUUUGGAUGAGCUUGAAAAGGCUGUCAAGGAAAAGGAAGAAUGGGUGAAAAACUCUACUUUUUCAGAUACUACUCAGCAGUUUCGUCCAGGUCUGAAAGACUCGUGCCAGUGGGAACUAACACAUCUGCUUAGUCUUGGCCCUCAAAUUGAAAUGAUGAGUUCCAGCUGUAGGGAUCUUCUGUCUCGGCCAUCUGCUCCAAGCUUCAUUCAGAAGAGUCUGGAGAGCUUUAUUGAUCGCUACAAAUCUGUGCAACAGAAUUUGGAGAAAUGUCAGCAACAGUUGGAGAAAGAUGCGAAGAGCCAACCUGGAGAUGCCUACUUAGAAAUACUGAAGACAGUGAAGGAUGUGUUAAAUGAAUCAGAAAAUAAGGCUCAGAUUUCUCUGAAUACCUUGAGUGACCUUUCAAAAGUUGAGAAGGCCCUACAGGAGAAAAUGGCUCUUGCAGAAAUGCUUGAGGAUCAAAAGCCUUCAUUGGAUAAACUUGCAGAAGAAACAAAGACUCUGGAACAAUGUGCACCCCAUGAUGUAAAAAACAAAUACCAACAAGAAUUAGAGAAUGUUCAAGGAAAGUGGGACAGGCUAAAAGCCAGGAACUCCAAAGAUAUUCAUCUGCUGGAAGAAAUUAUUCCAAAACUGAGAAUGUUUGAGGUGGAUUCUAAAGUCAUCGAGAAGUGGAUGGAUGGUGUGAAAGACUUCUUAAUGAAAGAGCAGGCUGUCCAAGGAGAUUCUGAAGGGCUUCAAAGACAACUUGACCAAUGCAGUGCAUUUGUUAAUGAAAUGGAAACAAUUGAUUCAUCCCUCAAAGAAAUGAAGGAAAUAGAAUCUGCUCUGAGAAGCCACCCAUUUGCUGGAGUUAAAACUUGGGUGGAGACAGUGCUUGUAGACCAUCAAACACAGUGGGAGAAACUCAGCAAACAAAUUUCUAUUCAGAAGAAUAAGUUAUCUGAAAGUCAGGAAAAAGCUAUGAACCUGAAGAAGGACUUGGCAGAGAUGCAGGAAUGGAUGACUCAGGCCGAAGAAGAGUAUUUGGAAAAGGAUUUUGAAUACAAAUCACCAGAAGAACUAGAAAGUGCUGUUGAAGAAAUGAAGAGGGCAAAAGAGGAUGUGUUGCAGAAGGAGGUGCGAGUGAAGAUUUUGAAAGACAGCAUCAAGUUGUUAGCUGCAAAAGUGCCAUCUGGUGGUGAAGAAUUAACAUCUGAGUUGAAUGUUGUUUUGGAGAACUAUCAGCUUCUUUGUAACAGAAUUCGAGGGAAAUGCCAUACACUAGAGGAGGUAUGGUCUUGCUGGAUUGAACUGCUUCAUUAUUUAGAGCUGGAGACAACAUGGCUAAAUACUUUGGAAGAGAGAGUACAAAGCACUGAAUCCCUGCCUGACAAAGCAGAUGCUCUCAACGAAGCCCUUGAGUCUUUGGAAUCAGUUUUACGCCACCCAGCAGAUAAUCGCACUCAGAUCCGUGAACUUGGUCAGACUCUAAUUGAUGGUGGGAUUCUUGAUGACAUAAUCAGUGAGAAGUUAGAGACUUUCAAUAGCCGAUAUGAAGAACUGAGUCACUUGGCAGAGUCCAGACAGAUUUCUUUGGAAAAACAACUACAAACCAUGAGGGAAACUGAUCACAUGCUGCAAGUCUUGCAGGAAAGCCUAACAGAACUGGAUAAACAGCUCACAACAUACUUGACGGAUAGAAUAGAUGCCUUCCAGGUUCCACAGGAGGCUCAGAAAAUUCAUGCUGAAAUUUCAGCCCAUGAAUUAACAUUGGAAGAGCUGAGAAGAAAUACACGAUCUCAGCCACCCACCUCUCCAGAAGGCAGGACCCCUCGAGGAGGAAGUCAGAUGGAUAUGCUACAGCGGAAGCUUCGUGAAGUGUCCACAAAGUACCAACUCUUCCAAAAGCCUGCUAAUUUUGAGCAGCGUAUGCUUGAUUGUAAGCGGGUUCUGGAUGGUGUAAAGGCUGAUCUUCAUGUUUUGGAUGUGAAGGAUAUAGAUCCAGAUGUAAUUCAGAGUCAUUUGGACAAAUGCAUGAAACUUUAUAAAACUUUGAGUGAAGUAAAACUCGAAGUAGAGACUGUAAUCAAAACCGGAAGGCAGAUUGUACAAAAGCAGCAAACAGAUAACCCAAAAGGCAUGGACGAACAACUGACUUCUUUGAAGUUCCUCUAUAACGACUUGGGUGCACAGGUUACUGAGGGAAAGCAAGAUCUGGAAAGAGCUUCCCAGCUGGCUCGCAAAAUGAAGAAGGAGACAGCUUUGCUUGCGGAAUGGCUUGCUGUUACUGAAGCUGAGUUAGUGCAGAAGUCAACUUCAGAAGGUUUGCUUUCUGACCUGGAUAGCGAGAUCGCGUGGGCUAAAAAUGUGCUGAAGCAGCUGGAAAAGAGAAAAUUUGAUUUAAAUAAUAUCACUGACAUCAGAGCAGCCCUCCAGAGUUUGGUGGAGGGCAGUGAGGCAACUUUGGAGGAAAAAGUUUCUGUACUGAAUGCUGGUUGGAGUAGAGUUCGCACAUGGACUGAAGAUUGGUGUAACACAUUAUUGAACCAUCAGAGCCAGCUAGAGAUAUUUGAUGGAAAUGUUGCUCAUAUAAGUACUUGGCUUUACCAAGCUGAAGCUCUGUUGGAUGAGAUUGAAAAGAAGCCUGUGAAUAAGAGUGAAGAAAUUGUGAAACGAUUAACAUCAGAACUGGAUGAUGUUAAUCUACAAGUUGAAAAUGUUCGUGACCAAGCCAUUAUGCUGAGGGACGCCCGUGGCUUGGCAAGCAGUGAGCUGGUGGAGCCAAAGUUAACUGAAUUAAAUAGAAACUUUGAAAAAGUAUCUCAACACAUCAGAAGUGCUAAAACGUUAAUCAACCAAGAACUCUUCUCAAAGAAAAUUUUUGUCAAAUCACAACCUGUUGAGGCUGGGAUGCAUUCAGCAGACCUGGACAAACUAGAAAAUGAUUUACAAAAUAUGUUGAAGGUUGUGGAAAAGCACAGUGAUGAAGAUGAAAAGUUGGAUGAGGAGAAGGCCCAGAUUGAGGAAGUUCUUCAGAGAGGAGAACAACUGUUACAGCACCCUAUGGAAGAGAAUAGGAGAGAAGAGAUACGUUUGCAGUUACUACUUCUGAGGACAAGACAUAAUAAUGUCAAGGCAACCCCCACCCAGCAGAGGGUUACAGUUGAUCAAUAUUCUGCUGGGAUUAGAUCAACACCUCUCCCUGUUGAUUAUCUUGCUGAAAUUGACAAAGUUUUACUCUCCAUGGCGGAUGUUGAACUAUUACUUAAUUCUCCAGAUCUCAACACUGGCAUCUAUGAACAUUUCUCUUUGCAGGAAGAUUCACUGAAGGUUGGAUAUAUGAACCAUCCCAUUGAUGAGAACAUCAAAGAUCUCCUGGAUAAACUCGGGGAACAGAUUGCAGCUAUUCAUGAGAAGCAGCCCGAUGUUAUACUUGAAGUCUCUGGACCUGAAGCUAUUCAGAUUGGGGAUAGACUGACCCAGUUGAAUGCAAAGUGGGACAGACUGAAUAGAAGGUACAAUGAUCGAAAAGGUUGUUUUGAUAGAGCUGUGGAAGAAUGGAGACACUUCCAUUGUGACCUGAAUGACCUUACCCAGUGGGUGGCAGAAACUGAACAGUUACUGGCUGAUGCAUGGAUUGCAGAUGGCAACUUGGAUCUAGAGAAAGUUAGGCUACAUCAGCAGGAACUUGAAGAGGGAGUUAGCAGCCACCAGCUUAGUUUUUCAUCACUAAACCAAACUGGAGAAGCCAUCAUCCAGAAAGUCUCCACUGCAGAUGGAAGCUUCUUGCAAGACAAGCUGUCAGGGCUUAAAAAACGCUGGAACUCAAUUAUGAAAGAAGUAAUGGAGAGACAGCAAAGAAUGAAAGCAGAAAAUGAAGAGCUAUUAGAAUUCAGAAAAAGGCUGACCGAAAUUAAUUGCUGGUUAUCAAAGGCUGAAAGUGCUUUGGAGAAGACACCUUCAUCUGAGAAAGAAGAUAGUGUCCAAGAACUAAAGGAUUUAGGUCAGCAGAUAGAAGUGCAAGAGGAAAAUCUGAAGUGGUUGAACAAAAGAGAACCUGAGAUUCUUUUAGUUAAUAGCUUGAGUUCGCAAGAAAGAGAUCACAUCUCAGAAAACUUAAGAACUCUUAAUAUAAAGUGGAAUAAGGUGUACAGAGAAGUCCCUACUACUCUGAGGGAAAGAGAAUUUGAUGUUUCAGAGCCCCAUCCUGAGAUGCCCCCCAAGCUCUCUGCUUAUCCUGCUGUCCAAAAGGUGGUGCUAGUCUCAUCUGCCUCAGAAAUUCCUGUUCAGACACAACCAUCUUUAGAACUUUCAGUACCAGCUGAUCUGGAUAAAACUACCACAGAACUAGCUGACUGGCUGGUAUUGAUUGACCAAAUGCUUAAGUCCAACAUUGUCACUGUUGGGAAUGCAGAAGAGAUCAAACAGACAAUUGAACGUAUGAAAAUUACAAAGGCUGACUUAGAGCAACGCCACCCCCAACUGGAUUGUGUUUUUACUUUGGCUCAGAAUUUGAAAAAUAAAACUUCCAGUACAGACAUAAGAACUGCAAUUACAGAAAAAUUAGAGAAGGUAAAAAACCAGUGGGACAGUACUCAGCAUGGUGUGGAUGUACGACAGCAACAGCUCCAAGAGAUGCUCAUUGACAGUGAACAGUGGAAUGAUCUGAAGGAAGAAACCGAAGAGCUUAUUAGACAGCAUGAAGCCAAAGUACACAGUGUCCUAAAGGUCCCAAAGGAACCACUGAUCAGACAGCUUUCUGAGAACAAAAUGCUAAUUCAAGAGUUGAAUAAAGGUGAAGUUACAAUGGCAGCAUUCAGUAAUCUGUUGAAGAAAUUGCUUCUGGACUAUAGUGGGGAUGAUACAAGGAAAGUGAAAGAAACCUGUGAUCGCUUGAAUGCAUCUUGGAUUAACUUGAAUCAAAGCAUUCGUGACCGACAGAAUGCCUUGGAGGCUGAGCUGAGGACCGUGCAGGCCUCCCUCAAGGAUCUGGAGAGCUUCCUCAAGUGGAUGCCAGAGGCUGAAACCACAGCUAAUGUGCUUGCAGAUGCAGCUCAGCGGGAGAAUGCUCUCCAGGACACUGGUUUGAUCAAGGAACUCAGAAAGCAGAUUCAGGACAUACAGGCUGAAAUUGAUGCCCACAAUGACAUCUUUAAGAGUAUUGAUGGAAAUAGGCAGAAAAUGGUAAAAGCUUUGGGAAAUUCAGAUGAGGCAGCUCUGCUCCAACAUCGACUAGAUGAUAUGAACCAGAGGUGGAAUGAUUUGAAAGCAAAGUCUGCUAGCAUCAGGGCUCACUUGGAGGCCAGUGCUGAGAAGUGGAGUAGGUUGCUGACAUCUUUAGAAGAGCUAAUCAAAUGGCUGAACAUGAAAGAUGAUGAGCUUAAAAAACAAAUGCCCAUUGGAGGAGAUGUACCUGCCUUACAGCUCCAAUAUGACCAUUGUAAAGCUUUGAGACGUGAAUUGAAAGAGAAAGAACAUUCUAUAUUGAAUGCUGUAGACCAAGCUCGAGUCUUUCUUGCUGACCAGCCAAUUGAGGCUCCUGAAGAACCAAAACGUAACCUGCAGUCUAAAAUAGAAUUGACUCCUGAAGAGAAAGCCCAAAAAAUUGCCAAAGCCAUGCGCAAACAGUCUUCCGAAGUGAAAGAGAAGUGGGAGAACCUCAAUGCAGUCACGAGCAGUUGGCAAAAACAAGUCGACAAAGCACUUGAGAAACUAAGGGACCUGCAAGGAGCCAUGGAUGACCUUGAUGCUGACCUGAAAGAAGCUGAGACUGUACGGAAUGGCUGGAAACCCGUGGGAGAUUUACUUAUUGACUCAUUGCAGGAUCACAUAGAAAAAACCACAGCAUUUAGAGAAGAGAUUGCACCAAUCAACCUAAAAGUUAAAACAGUGAAUGAUUUAUCCAGUCAGCUGUCUCCUCUUGACUUGCAUCCAUCUAUAAAGAUGUCUCGGCAGCUUGAUGAUCUUAAUAUGAGAUGGAAACUCUUACAGGUUUCAGUGGAAGACCGCCUUAAGCAGCUCCAGGAAGCCCAUCGAGAUUUUGGACCAUAUUCUCAGCAUUUUCUCUCUACUUCUGUCCAGCCUCCAUGGCAGAGGUCUGUUUCACACAACACAGUGCCGUACUACAUCAAUCACCAGACACAGACAACGUGUUGGGAUCAUCCUAAAAUGACAGAACUCUUUCAGUCUCUCGGUGACUUGAACAAUGUACGUUUCUCUGCCUACCGUACAGCCAUUAAAAUCCGAAGAUUACAGAAAGCCCUGUGUUUGGAUCUCUUAGAACUGAACACGACAAAUGAGAUCUUCAAACAGCACAAAUUGAACCAAAAUGAUCAACUCCUCAAUGUCCCUGAUGUCAUCAAUUGUCUGACAACGACUUAUGAUGGGCUGGAACAGUCUCAUAAGGACCUGGUCAAUGUUCCACUCUGUGUAGAUAUGUGUCUCAACUGGUUGCUCAAUGUAUAUGAUACAGGCCGGACUGGAAAAAUCAGAGUACAAUCCCUAAAGAUUGGAUUAAUGUCUCUCUCCAAAGGUCUCCUGGAAGAAAAAUACAGAUAUCUCUUUAAGGAGGUGGCAGGACCUACAGAGAUGUGUGACCAAAGGCAACUUGGCCUUUUACUUCAUGAUGCUAUUCAGAUCCCUCGGCAACUUGGGGAAGUUGCAGCUUUUGGUGGUAGUAAUAUUGAACCUAGCGUUAGAAGCUGCUUCCAGCAGAAUCACAACAAGCCAGAGAUCAGUGUAAAGGAAUUUAUAGAUUGGAUGCGUUUGGAGCCCCAGUCCAUGGUAUGGCUGCCAGUUUUACAUCGAGUAGCAGCUUCAGAGACUGCAAAACAUCAGGCAAAGUGCAACAUCUGUAAAGAAUGUCCGAUCGUUGGGUUCAGGUAUAGAAGCCUACGGCAUUUCAACUAUGAUGUCUGCCAGAGUUGCUUCUUUUCAGGUCGAACUGCAAAGGGUCACAAAUUGCAUUACCCAAUGGUGGAAUACUGUAUACCUACAACAUCAGGAGAAGAUGUACGAGAUUUCACAAAGGUGUUAAAAAACAAGUUCAGGUCAAAGAAGUACUUUGCUAAACACCCCCGCCUUGGCUACCUGCCCGUGCAGACAGUUCUUGAAGGUGACAACUUAGAAACUCCUAUCACACUCAUCAGUAUGUGGCCAGAGCAAUAUGACCCCUCUCAAUCCCCUCAGCUAUUUCAGGAUGAUACACAUUCCAGAAUAGAGCAGUAUGCGUCCAGACUGGCCCAGAUGGAAAGGACCAACGGCUCCUUCCUCACAGACAGCAGUUCUACCACAGGAAGUGUAGAGGAUGAGCAUGCUCUUAUCCAGCAGUACUGUCAGACACUGGGAGGAGAGUCCCCUGUGAGUCAGCCUCAGAGUCCAGCACAGAUCUUGAAAUCAGUGGAAAGAGAAGAAAGGGGAGAACUGGAGCGUAUCAUUGCCGACUUGGAAGAAGAGCAAAGGAGCCUUCAAGUGGAAUAUGAACAGUUAAAGGAACAACACCUUCGAAGGGCAAUCAGCCCCCUCAGUUCACCUCCAGAUUCCAUCGUCCCCCCCCAUCACACUGCUGAAGACUCGGAGCUCAUAGCGGAAGCCAAGCUCCUUAGGCAGCACAAAGGUCGGCUGGAGGCCAGAAUGCAGAUUUUGGAAGAUCACAAUAAACAGCUGGAGUCUCAGCUUCACCGACUUCGACAGCUGCUGGAGCAACCUGAAUCAGAUGCCAGAAUCAAUGGAGUCUCCCCUUGGUCUUCUCCACAACAUUCAGCACUUGGCUAUUCAUUGGAUCAAGAUACCAGCUCUCAAUUGCAAACAACAGACGACUUGUUGGUCCCACCUCACAAUACCAGCACAGAUCUGACAGAUGUCAUGGAACAAAUCCACAGUACCUUUCCAUCGUGCUGCUCAAACCUCCCAAGCAGGCCACAGGCAAUGUGAAGCAUUCAUCUGGCUGGCCAACACUUCCUGACAUACAGUCCUGCCCUUUUAAGCAAAUGCCAAUUCCAAAUUCCCUUGAAUCAGACUCUGCAUGGCACCUUGAAGCCCGCAUUGUUUCACUCUGACCGUGUCUUCUACUGAAGGAGUAAAACAUGGAAGAUCCAAAGAUGGGGAUGUCAUGUUUUUAUAAUAAUAAGUUCUUGUUUUCUUCUUCCCUUUCUAUGCAACUGUAAAUUAAUGAAGAGAGGUAUUUGGAAAUGGUUAUACAUUUGUCCUUGAUUUGUAUAAAUAUACAGCAUUGGGAAAGGGGGUGGGGGCUUUAUAUAUUGUACCUUCUUUUUUGAUAACCAGGAAGAGAAUUGCAUAAAAUAAUUAGAAGCAAAAUGUUACAUUUAUACAUUCCUUUCUGCUCCUCACAUUUACUUUCAACAGUGACUUCAUUUAACCUGCUGUUGUUUUGACCAUGCUGUUGAGGUUAUUGACACACAUCAGCCAUUUGACCAAGUAAAUGUGUCUGAAGAGCCUGAAACUGUCUUCCAUGACUGGCCACAUUAACAGGGUCACUUAAUUCACUCAGAUGUAAUUUAUUAAGAAUUAGGCUCUCACCACAGCUAUAUGCAAACUGUUUAGCUUCACUAACAAUCACACACACUCACCUCCAAAAUUUUCACUACAUGGAACAUUUCUUUUGGAAUAUCUUUUUUUUUUUCCCUUCAUUUGAUUUCCCAGCUAUACGAGAAUGCGUUUGUUCUUAGAGAUUAAUGUCAAAUUCUACUCUAGAGAAACAGAAGAUUUCAUUGUACAAGUGCAAUCAAAAGAACUUUUUAAUAGAAGUUUUCCCAAGGAGCGUUUUUUUGUUUUUGUUUUUUUGACCCAGAAACAAAGUUUUGAACAUCCCUUCCAGCUUUCCAAGGUCUAGAUUUUUAGCCAUGAAGUACAAACCAGUCCCACACCUAAUUGUGAUAUCAAAGCAAAAGAAUGUGUCCUCUAUUCCCUGUGAGAAUGGGUUUUUUUGGGAGGGGGAAGGGGGGGAGAGGAAGGCAGUUGUACAAAAAAAAAAGGAAAGGAAAGAAAAAAUAAGUCCUUUACAGUACUUGAAAUUUUUUUGUUUUCUUCCUGAAUGCAAUAGUCAACCAUAGAGUUCGAAUCAGUGCAUACAUAUAUCACACGACUUCUUUAAAAGUACUUUUUAAAGGCUAAUUAAUGGAAGACCUUUGAUUUCCCUUCAUUGAUUAUCACAUUUAGGGGAGAGCAUUUUAUGGGAGAGCACAUGAAAAUUAAAUUAACGCUUGGAGGAUAGGUUCUGCUGCACUGAGUACAUUCAGGUCCUUGGUUCAGCAUCAAGUUAGUAUCUGAUUCAAUAAACGUACUAGAUGGUUACCAAACACCAAGAAAACAAAAGCCCAUCCGAGGUUAUGCUCAGAGAUACAUAAGAAAGCCCCCAAAUGGAGUGAGACUCUUAUUCCUAAAAACUAAAGUAUUUGGAUUAUAGAAUGUGUGCGUAUGAAUCAUCAGGAUGUGUUAACUUUUGCUUCUCUUCACUUGGGACACAGCCAGGAGGAGAUUCAAAGUUAGCAAAAUUUGUUCUUUUGGAAGGGAUGGGGGUGGGGGGGAGGGGUUGGGCCGGGUUGGGCCGGGUUCUCUUUGCAGCAUAGAUAUUUUGAAAAGAAAAAUUGUUUUAUAAAAGAGGAAAGCCAUGACCACCUUUCUACCUCAAGCCCAUUUUCAUUCAUAGUAUUGGAAAUAGCUUUAUGCCACUGUAUUCUGCAGAGUCUAUAGCUUUUACCAGACCAUACUGUAGCCAAGAAAAAGAAGAGCACCCCUUUUUAAUUAAGGAAAAAAAGAAAUAUCCCUGAACACUGAAGUUCACAGUUGUAGAUUUGGUGUCUUUCUUGUUAUUCCUUUGAGAGGUUAUGUAUUAAAUUGUUUUUCUGCCUGUAUUUGUAUGCAAAGUAUGUCCUCUACUCUGCUACUGAGUAAAAGCUACUUAAAACACUACAUUGUAACAUUCUUCCUCUGAGUAAUAAUAAAUAAAAAAAGAAUAUAUUGCAGCAAUUAUUAGAAAAAGUUACGUAGUUAUUUUGAGGUAUAUGGGAAAGAAUGGAUCAUGCACCACCAUCUAAUCUGGUUCCAUACUCUAUUUUUCAUCCAGAAUAAAAGUAAUUUUUAACACGAGAUUGCUCUGAUAUUAGUCACUGAAGAAAUAAAUCACAUUUAAAAGGCUAUUGUUCAGUGAUAGAACUAGAAGCUUGAAAAUACAUUUAUGAAAAUAAAAAUAUAGAGAUAAUGUUUCUCAAUAAAUCUACAUAUUUUCUGUGAUUUCUCUUCCUCUCUCUCUUCUCUC